Messenger RNA from Betta splendens (Siamese fighting fish), 1586 nucleotides. It is a transcript of the gene sap30bp, whose product is annotated as SAP30 binding protein. Gene Ontology annotation, cellular component: nucleus. The coding region runs from base 54 to 1040 and encodes 328 amino acids. Lineage: Eukaryota; Metazoa; Chordata; Actinopteri; Anabantiformes; Osphronemidae. The record is from RefSeq and is a predicted model, not a curated record. The transcript has 10 exons. Gene Ontology annotation, biological process: regulation of DNA-templated transcription.
CUCUGUGACGUUAUUAUUGUGCGACCGGGCGUUUAUGCGACGCACAUACAGCAAUGGCGAGCGGUAAAAAGAGUGCCCUACUCUCCUCUUUGGCAGACUAUGGCGACGAUUCAGAGCCCGACUCUGACCCCGAACCAGAAGAGACAGGGGGACGUGAAGGUGGUCUAGUGUACGGCUAUGGUGAUGAUGACUUGAACCGAACGGAGGACAUCGAUGACAAGGUGUCUGGAGAUGAGGAGAGCAGAGAGAGCAACUCGGUCAGUUUUCCGGGAAUGGAGGAAUCUGACGAAGCAAGAGAGGCAGAUGAUAUUGAGAUUUCGGAGGCAGAACAGAAGGACCCCAAUGAGUUAGUUGCUAUAUUCUCAGAGAAAGUGAGGAACAUGUCACCGGAUGAGAUCAGGAUCCCCCCAGAGCCCCCUGGCCGCUGCUCCAGCCAAUUACAGGAGAAGAUCCACAAGCUGUACGAGAGGAAGCUCCAUGGAGACUUUGACACAAAUAGCCACAUCCAGAAAAAGAAGGAAUUCAGAAACCCAAGCAUUUAUGAGAAACUUAUUCAGUACUGCAGCAUAGAUGAACUGGGAACGAACUACCCAAAAGACAUGUUUGAUCCUCACGGCUGGACAGAGGACUCUUACUAUGAAGCCCUAGCCAAAGCCCAGAAAGUAGAAAUGGACAAACUGGAAAAAGCCAAGAAGGAGCGGACCAAGGUGAGACUAACAACAAAUGCGCGAGGAUUACAUCACUGUCAGGUCGAUUCACUGCCUGUGUCGAGGAUUGAGUUUGUCACUGGGACUAAGAAAGGCACCAACCCUUCCAGUACAACAGCAUCCACCACCAGCAACACCAGCAACACCUCCACAGAAGCUCAGAAGAGAAAAAGCAAGUGGGACUCUGCCAUCCCCGUGACACUUGCCCAGCCAACCCUCAUCACGACCACUGCCACCCUGCCUGCCGUUGUCUCCGUGACGACCACUGCCAGCGGCACCAAAACUACAGUCAUCUCCGCUGUGGGGACCAUCCUGAAAAAAGCAAAACAGUGAACACAAAGAAUGCACAGGGGUGUGCUUGCAUCUCACACAUAAACUACGGCGCUGCAUUGAGAGAGCAUAAGUGAACGGAGAAUCAUCUGAAGCUCCGCUACACACGGACGUAUUUAAAGACUCAACAACGUGUCAAAGCUUCCCAUCUCUUGGAUUGUAUGUGCAUUAUUGGACCAUACCACCGAAUUGGCAGUACUUGUGAAAAUGCCAAUAUAAUGCAUGCAGCCCUGACACUUGUGCACGACACGUCUGUUAUAAAGUUUUUAGAAGUUGGCAACAGUCGUUAGUUUAAGGCAGUUCGGGAGAAUAACAACAUACCAGUGGUUAAGAAAAGAAAAUGCUCCCAAACGCGUCUGUUCUGGAAAUACCUGGGAAAAUGUUUUUUCACAUCCUGUAACAGUUAUGUUUGAUGGCUCCAUAUGCGCAGGGUUUAUCAGCUACUUUUUUCAUCAUUGUCAGAUUCUCUCAGCUCUGGAAUGAGUUUUUUUUUAUACUUGUAUAUAUUGAUAAUAGAGUGAAUAAAUGAAUCAGGUGUUGCCUUUUCAA